ACUAAUGUCAUAACUGACUAACUAGCUUAAAUAACCAGAACACACAUAUCAUCCACGCUAAUAACAAUGUGCUCUCGCAUUUGAAUUAAACUGAAACGUAACAAAUGUUCAAUAUUCUGCAACACAGUAAACAUCCCACUUAAAAAACACUCCAAACCGCCUCACUUUUUUUUUUAUCUCGCGCACCCCUUUGGGAAACCCUGCUUUACGGCGCAGUCGCUCAGUCUAUAUAACUACAUUUCCCAUCGCCCCCAGUCGUGCAGUGAUACGUUAUGUCGUAAAAAGGUCCGUCAACAAUACCAACACGAAGAUGGAGACUACUAUAGUUGUUUGACAGUUCCCUUCUCUGUCCUUGUUUUAUCCCCCAAUUAUCUGAAAUGAUAAUGACUGUUCAGUAACCAAACCUAAAUACUUAGUUGGUUAUUUGAAAUGGAGGCAAUGGAAGACGACAGUUUGGACGUUAACGACGACCACAACCACAACUAUCGUGCGAGCGGUAGCAGCAGUAGAGUUCACACGUAUCUCAGCAGCCAACUGUCGGACGGGAGGACCGUGCCGUUGAUAGUCUGGCCACCGGUGCGGAGAGCAGAGCCGGGAAUUCAUCGAGGGACACCGCAGCCCCGAGUUUGUACCGGUGAGCCGAAGUUAGUGGACUCGGAUUCAGACAGUGAAAGUGAAGUCAGCGAGUCUGAGUGUCCAGCUCCAACGGCAGCUGUCAAGGGAAAAUUCACCCUGGAUUCCACGUCAAAGUUUCGUAAGUUGAUUUACAACGUCCUGAAUGCCAUGGCUGUAGAAGACUACAAGAAAAACCACUGGCCAAACUUGGAGAAGGCAAUUGACCGUCUUCUCAUUCAGAAUCCUACAGACCACAUUUCGGUCUCCUAUGCACAGAUAUACAGUUAUAUCUACAAGUGUGUUUGUCAGCAGCACUCUGAGCUGCUCUACAAUGACCUGAUAUCAAAAAUAACAAGUCAUCUGCAGCAUGUUUCCACCCAUCUGCAAGCCAGUCCGCAGGAGAACUUCAUCCAGAACUUCAAUGUUGCACUGACAGAAUUCAUUGCUUCCCUGCAAUGUAUUGUUCCUGUUUUUAUGUAUUUGAACAAGUUUUACGUGGAGUCAAAGCUGAACAGAGACCUCAAGGAGGACUUGAUGAAACUGUUUGCUUAUCAUGUAGCAGAGAAACACGUGAACACACUGAUGCCUCUUCUCAUUGAAGCUCAUUCCCUGCCCUUUAAGGUGCAGCCAGCUACGAUGGCCAGUGUAGUAAAAGGUCUCUACAGUCUACAACCAGAGUGGGCCCAGUUGGCCCCAGCUCUCUUCUCUGCCUUUAUUCCCCAAAUCAACCCUCCUGCUGUGGAGUCUCUGCUGUCUGACUAUGCUGCUCAUGACCAGAAGCUCCAGAUGGAGUUGUCCAUGAAUGGAUUUUCACGGGGUGACCAGUCCCGCAAACGGGCCAGCGAUGACUCCUGAUGUCGGCAGUCUUUUUUGCUACAACUGUUACUGUGCCUCCUGCAUCUUAAUCACAAGUUGGCUCACUGCACUAGAUACAAUGUUAACAAUGUGUCAGUUUCCUCGUUUGACACAAUAAUGUCACAAAAACACUGUGAACAACAAAGAGAACACGUUCAGCGGUUGUGUUAAAGGCCAUUGCUGUUGUUUGCUUCAGUAUUUGUAGGAUGCUGAAGUUUUGUGUCCUGAGAGUGAUCAUGUUCUCUUCAUUUAACAGUGCCUUCACGAUAAUGGGCUGGUGUUGGGGGUUUCAUUCCUAACGUCUGGUGUCGAAGUGUCUGCACCCAGGCUAAUUAAGACUUCCUUUUGCUGCUAAUAAUAUUGUCUGUGUUAAAACUAAGUCUACAUCUUGUGUAAAACCUAGUGUAUGCAGUCACUGACCUCAAUAUCUAUUCUCCUCCUAUAGUUGCCUUUACCCUGGUGGCAAACUGGACAGCAAUUUCCAGUAGUUUCAGUGAAGAAUUCCAGUAUAGUGCUUUUCUAUUACAUAUGAACAUAUAAAUUACAUUACAUAUGAAUGAAAACAUACAUUGUUAAUGUUGUAUGCUACCUGAGCCAGUUAUGUUUAUAAAAGUAAGUGACUUUGAGCUUAUGUUUAUUGUAGCGACUAGCCAGGGACAUCCCUGAUAUGAGUGCCAGAGACCUUAAAACGCCACAGAACACUGUUUGAGAAUUUACCCAUUUCUCUCUCACUUUCAAAAUCUUCUAAAGAUCAUCUAUAACCUGUUUCAUUUGGGUUCAUUAAAAUCAUGUUGUUUCUGGGAUGUCCAUAAUAACUUGUAUCCUGGUAAUGAUGGAAGUACUUCCUGUCCUAAUUACAGUACUUUACACAAUGUAUAAAAUUAGCUUUGAAUAAAAAAAAAA
This is a messenger RNA of Cynoglossus semilaevis (tongue sole), 2373 nucleotides long. RefSeq names its product CDK2 associated cullin domain 1 (gene cacul1). Gene Ontology annotation, molecular function: protein kinase binding; ubiquitin protein ligase binding. The record is from RefSeq and is a predicted model, not a curated record. Gene Ontology annotation, biological process: G1/S transition of mitotic cell cycle; positive regulation of protein kinase activity; ubiquitin-dependent protein catabolic process. The transcript has 8 exons. Lineage: Eukaryota; Metazoa; Chordata; Actinopteri; Pleuronectiformes; Cynoglossidae. The coding region runs from base 430 to 1470 and encodes 346 amino acids.